AUGUUUUUACUCCGCCGCUCGCUGGCGACGCGCCCCCUACGGCGUCUAGCCAGUCGCUCGCUGGCGACAACAGGGAACUACCAUGUCAUCCCUGACCCCGACUCUCAUGUUCCCGUGGAGGACUAUCGUGGAAUGACCGCGCAGGACAUUCUGAAAGAAACCGGCCAUACCAGCACGGACAACAAACUGCGUCAUUUUACUGUCAACUUUGGCCCCCAACAUCCCGCUGCCCAUGGCGUGCUUCGGAUGAUUUUAGAGCUCAAUGGCGAAGAAAUUCUUAGAGCGGACCCGCAUAUUGGCCUUCUUCAUCGUGGAACAGAAAAACUCAUCGAAUACAAGACCUAUAUUCAAGCAUUGCCGUAUUUCGACCGUCUCGACUACGUCUCGAUGAUGACAAAUGAGCUCUGCUACUCUCUUGCGGUUGAAAAGCUGCUCAACAUCGAAGUCCCCGCCCGUGCGAAAUGGAUACGAACGUUGUUUGGCGAGAUAACCCGAAUCCUGAACCAUCUCAUGGCUGUUCUCACCCACGCUAUGGACGUUGGCGCGCUGACACCGUUCCUCUGGGGCUUCGAAGAGCGCGAAAAGCUGAUGGAAUUUUAUGAGCGUGUUUCUGGCGCCCGACUGCAUAGCGCCUACGUUCGGCCGGGUGGUGUCGCAUUCGAUCUUCCCCAUGGCCUACUAAACGACAUCUUCAUGUGGGCAACGCAAUUUGGCUCCCGCAUCGACGAGAUUGAGGAAGUCGUCACUGCCAACCGAAUCUGGAAAGAGCGAACUGUCGGUGUUGGUGUUGUGACCGCUGAGGACGCUCGCGGUUACGGCUUCAGCGGUGUUAUGGUUCGUGGGAGCGGUAUCAAGUGGGAUUUGCGAAAGGUUCUGGGAUACGACGCCUAUGACGAGGUGGAAUUCGAUAUUCCCGUCGGUCAGAACGGCGACUGCUAUGACCGCUACCUCUGCCGCGUCCAAGAGAUGCGAGAAUCGCUCAACAUUAUUAGCCAGUGUCUCAACAAAAUGCCGGCUGGCGCCAUCAAGGUUGACGACCAUAAGUUGGUGCCCCCGCCACGUGCUUCGAUGAAGGAGAGCAUGGAAAGCUUGAUUCACCAUUUCAAGAUCUUCAGUGAAGGAUAUAGCGUCCCUCCCGGCGAAACCUACAGCGCCAUCGAGGCACCGAAAGGCGAGAUGGCAGUCUACCUUGUGUCCGACGGAUCCAACCGACCGUACCGCUGCGCCAUCCGAGCACCUGGCUUUGCUCAUCUGGCUGGCUCGGACUUCAUGAUGAGACACGUAUGA
Mycena indigotica is the source of this 1287-nucleotide messenger RNA. RefSeq names its product NADH dehydrogenase I D subunit. Gene Ontology annotation, molecular function: NADH dehydrogenase (ubiquinone) activity; NAD binding; quinone binding. The transcript has 7 exons. Gene Ontology annotation, biological process: mitochondrial electron transport, NADH to ubiquinone. NCBI's taxonomy places the organism in Eukaryota, Fungi, Basidiomycota, Agaricomycetes, Agaricales, Mycenaceae. The coding region runs from base 1 to 1287 and encodes 428 amino acids. The record is from RefSeq and is a predicted model, not a curated record.